Messenger RNA from Camellia sinensis, 1114 nucleotides. RefSeq lists its product as uncharacterized. NCBI's taxonomy places the organism in Eukaryota, Viridiplantae, Streptophyta, Magnoliopsida, Ericales, Theaceae. The record is from RefSeq and is a predicted model, not a curated record.
AUUACCACUACCACUAAAUGGGCACGAACUUCAAAGUUCAAUAAACAGGCAAAAACCAGUCCACGGCGGCGAAAUCACUGAUGUCGACGGCGACGGCGUCGUUUCUAGUUCACAAUCGCCCACCCCUCGCAACUCUACACUUCAAUUCGAAACCUCCAAGAAGAAGACGAGUUGUCGCGUUCAGCCCUAGAACAUGGCCUUUCGAGAGAAUCGUUUUGAGGACUGGUUUGGUUUGCGGCGGAGCUCGGCGGAACUCCCCCACCACCGCCUCCGCUCAGCCUCUUCCGGAAGGGGAUGGCGAUGGCAAUUUGCGGCGAGUCCUGCAGUUCAGUCUGUGGGUUGCUGAGGGAAUCUAUAUAUUGUGGCUCUUCUUGCUUCCUUAUGCCCCAGGGGAUCCUGUAUGGGCGAUCAGUUCAGACACGAUUAAUUCUCUUGUGGGCCUUUCUCUAAAUUUCUUCUUUAUUCUGCCUUUAAUGAACUCUGUUGGCAUUCGUCUCAUUGAUGCACCAGUACUUCACCCAGUAAGGAUCAGUAAUUCUAUGGCUGAGGGACUAUUCAACUUUGUUAUUGGGUGGACUUUCAUGUUUGCUCCCUUGCUAUUCACGGAUUAUAAACGAGACAGAUACAAGGGUUCACUAGACAUUUUAUGGGGCUUCCAAAUGUUCCUUACAAACACAUUCUUGAUACCUUACAUGGCGAUCCGGCUAGAUUCGGCUGAUGCCCAGAAUACUCCAACAAAGUCCUCUCAACUAGCUUCUGUGAUGACUAAUGGUGCACCUGUUGUCGGAUUGAUUGGUGGUGCCAUAUGUUUGAUAUCUACAUUGUGGGCACUGUUUGGCCGACCAGAUGGUAAUUUUGGGGGCAUUGCGGACAGAUGGGACUUCUUGGUAAGUUAUAUAGGAUCCGAGAGGCUGGCUUAUGCCUUCAUUUGGGAUAUAUGUCUCUACACAAUCUUCCAGCCUUGGUUGAUUGGUGAUAACAUACAAAAUGUUCAGAAAAGCAAGGUUAAUAUUGCGAAUUAUCUUAGAUUUGUCCCGGUAGUUGGCUUAGUCGUGUACCUUGUCUGUUUGAAUCUUGAUGAAGAGGUAUAGUUAAAUGAACUAUUGAUUGAACC